Capsella rubella is the source of this 2345-nucleotide messenger RNA. Its product is annotated as pentatricopeptide repeat-containing protein At4g16390, chloroplastic. Lineage: Eukaryota; Viridiplantae; Streptophyta; Magnoliopsida; Brassicales; Brassicaceae. Gene Ontology annotation, molecular function: protein binding. The record is from RefSeq and is a predicted model, not a curated record. Gene Ontology annotation, cellular component: chloroplast. The transcript has a single exon. Bases 70 to 2184 code for a protein of 704 amino acids.
GUUGGAUAAGGUCUCAAGGCUGCAACUCCGAAAAAGUGUAGUAGUAGUAACACCAAAAAAAGAAAAAAAAUGUCAUUUCAUCAUCUAUGUUCCUCUCCCUCAUCUCUUCUUCAUGACCCUAUUCCUCUCUGUAAUCCUCUCUCAGUGUAUCCCAAAUCCACUCCAAGAAGUUUCUUCUGCUCUUACAACCCCAAUUCUUCUCCUUCCCACUCCAGAAACCUUCUCCAAGUAACCCAUGUUUCUGUACAAGAAGCGAUUCCGCAAGAAACCCGGACCGAAAAAUCCAAACUUGAUGCGGAUCUUCCACUACCAGACGCUGCAGCUUCCAAAAGCUACGUCUGGGUUAAUCCCAAAAGCCCCAGAGCUUCUCAGCUCCGUAGAAAAUCAUACGAUUCGAGGUAUUCUUCUCUUAUCAAACUAGCCGAGUCUCUUGACGCGUGUAAGCCAAACGAGUCUGAUGUUUGCGAUGUCAUUACUGGGUUUGGUGGUAAAUUGUUUGAGCAAGAUGCUGUUGUUACUCUCAAUAACAUGACUAACCCUGAAACUGCGCCACUUGUGUUGAAUAAUCUUUUGGAGACGAUGAAACCGAGUAGGGAAGUGAUUCUCUACAAUGUUACCAUGAAGGUGUUUAGGAAAAGCAAGGAUCUUGAAAGCUCAGAGAAGCUGUUCGGCGAAAUGCUUGAGAGAGGGGUUAAACCGGAUAAUGCAACUUUCACUACGAUAAUUAGCUGUGCUAGGCAGUGUGGUUUGCCUAAAAGAGCUGUUGAGUGGUUCGAGAAAAUGUCUUCUUUUGGAUGUGAGCCUGAUAAUGUAACAUUGGCAGCUAUGAUUGACGCUUACGGGCGUGCUGGUAAUGUUGACAUGGCUUUGAGCUUGUAUGACCGUGCAAGGACUGAGAAAUGGCGCAUUGACGCUGUUACUUUUUCGACUUUGAUUAGGAUUUAUGGUGUUUCUGGAAACUAUGAUGGGUGUCUUAAUAUCUAUGAAGAGAUGAAGGCUCUUGGGGUGAAGCCUAAUCUGGUCAUUUACAAUAGGUUGUUAGAUUCAAUGGGUAGAGCCAAGAGGCCGUGGCAGGCUAAGAUAAUCUAUAAGGAUCUUAUUAGCAAUGGCUUUACACCCAAUUGGAGUACUUAUGCUGCCCUUGUUAGAGCUUAUGGUAGAGCUCGUUAUGGGGAUGAUGCACUUGCUAUCUACCGCGAGAUGAAGGAAAAAGAAUUGUCUUUAACUGUGAUUCUUUACAAUACUCUCUUGUCCAUGUGUGCUGAUAUCGGAUAUGUGGAUGAGGCUUUUGAGAUUUUUCAAGAUAUGAAGAAUUGUGGGACUUGUGAUCCUGACAGCUGGACCUUCUCAUCGCUGAUCACUGUGUACUCUUGCAGUGGGAGGGUUUCAGAGGCUGAGGCGGCUCUUGUUCAAAUGAGAGAAGCUGGUUUUGAGCCUACUCUAUUUGUUCUGACGUCAGUUAUCCAGUGUUAUGGGAAAGCCAAACGGGUAGAUGAUGUUGUGAGGACAUUCGAUCAAGUUUUGGAACUGGGCAUUACUCCGGAUGACAGAUUCUGUGGUUGCCUUCUGAAUGUAAUGACCCAGACACCAACUGAGGAAAUCGGUAAACUCAUUGGCUGUGUCGAGAAGGCUAAGCCAAAGCUGGGUCAAGUGGUAAAGAUGUUGGUCGAGGAGCAAAACUGUGAGGAAGGGGUGUUCAAGAAGGAAGCAUCUGAGUUGAUUGAUUCCAUUGGCUCUGAUGUAAAGAAAGCAUAUUUGAAUUGCUUGAUUGAUCUCUGCGUCAAUCUCAAUAAGUUGGAAAGAGCUUGUGAGAUCCUACAAUUGGGACUUGAGUAUGACAUUUAUACGGGUCUCCAAUCGAAAUCUGCUACGCAAUGGUCCUUACAUCUAAAAAGUCUCUCUCUGGGGGCAGCCUUGACCGCUCUUCACGUUUGGAUGAACGACUUAUCAGAGGCAGCUUUGGAAUCUGGAGAAGAGUUCCCUCCGUUGCUUGGAAUCAACACUGGACAUGGGAAACACAAAUACUCAGACAAAGGUUUGGCAGCUGUUUUUGAGUCUCACUUAAAGGAGCUAAAUGCUCCUUUCCAUGAAGCCCCGGAUAAGGUUGGUUGGUUUUUGACUACUAGUGUUGCGGCAAAGGCAUGGUUGGAGUCUAGACGCUCAUCUGGAGGAGUGUCUGUGUAGCUCUUGUAAUUGGUAUGUAGCUUUGAAAUGUCAAUGUGGCUUCGAGCUUUAUCCACUAUUUAGCUUUCUAUCUCCUGAUACCAGAAUAUUCUGGAUCAGGAAAGAUUUUGUAAUGUUAGCAAACUGGGGUUAUACACAUUUGAAACAAUUUAGAGAGCUGA